Messenger RNA from Harmonia axyridis, 1263 nucleotides. Its product is annotated as POC1 centriolar protein homolog A-like. The transcript has a single exon. The record is from RefSeq and is a predicted model, not a curated record. Gene Ontology annotation, cellular component: ciliary basal body; centriole. Gene Ontology annotation, molecular function: protein binding. Gene Ontology annotation, biological process: cilium assembly. NCBI's taxonomy places the organism in Eukaryota, Metazoa, Arthropoda, Insecta, Coleoptera, Coccinellidae. Bases 112 to 1065 code for a protein of 317 amino acids.
AACACAAACAAACAUAGUGUUCUGUGCAAACAAUUGUCCCUCGAAUUUUGAAAUGGUUCAACGGUUUUCCCAGAAUUGAUUUGACAAUAAAGUAUUGCAAUAAUCUUGAAAAUGGAUAUCAGUUAUAACCAGAAAUACGAUCGAACCCAGUUGAUGAAGGAAAAUGAUCCUGCUCUAAAAGUCGUAUUGAAAGGACAUCGAAAACCGAUAACUGACAUUACUUUCAAUCCUGAUUCUGUUUCAAACCAAUUUGCCACUGGAAGUGAAGAUGGGACUUUGAUGAUAUGGAAUACAUCUAAUAAUUCAAGAAGUUAUAAUUUUAUUGGUCAUACCAACGCUGUUACUGGAGUAGAGUUCUGUCCAAAUGGCAAAAUUCUUGCAUCAUGUUCCCUCGAUCAAACUGUUAGAUUUUGGACACCUACAGUCAAAGGCAGCUGUUCGGAAUUCAAAGCUCAUUUGAUGCCAAUUCAGUGUCUGAAUUUUUCCGAUGAUAGUACAAAACUCAUAACAGGAGCAAGAGACAAAGCUAUAAAAAUGUGGGAUGUUUCAACUAAGCAUUUUAUGUCCUCAUUCUUGGGCCAUAAUCAUUGGCUUAAAAGUGCCAAGUUUUUCCCUGAUGGAAAAAUUAUUGCUUCAGGAGCAGAGGAUAAAGCGAUUAAAUUCUGGGACGUUAUAUCAGGACAGUGUAUUCACACGUUUGCAAGCCAAGAAGGGAUUCCAGUACAUAUAGCACCUUAUCCCAAUAAUAAUUCUGUAGCAGUUGCCCUGAGCUCUGGAGCUGUUAGAGUUUAUGAGCUUCGAACAAGAAAAUUACAACAACAUUAUGUUCUACAUACUGAGACGACUUACUUAUCCUGGCACCCCACUGAUAACUACCUAUUAACUUGCGGUAAAGAUGGAAAAGUUAGAAUUGUUGACGUAGUAGAAGGACGGCCAAUUUAUACACUUGGAGGCCAUGAUGGAGAAGUAACUUGCAUUAAAUUCAGUCCUGAUGGAGAUUAUUUUGCCACAGGCGGUACUGAUAACCUAGUUAUGGUUUGGAAAACCAAUUUCAUAGAAUGUUAAAACCUAGUUGAUAUUUAUGUGUGUUUGGUUAUUUUUUAUGAUGAUACUAUUUUGGUGCCAUCAUUUCUUCAGAAGAAAUGGCAAGAUGUUAGUUUUAAAAUCUUGAUUUUUCAUUUUAUGUUAUUUAAUUUUGUAAAAUAUAUUGUAUAUAAUUUUUCUUGUAACUUUAUCUACAAUUAUAUGUUUUUUGAUUGAUAA